Messenger RNA from Alternaria hordeiaustralica, 1299 nucleotides. RefSeq lists its product as uncharacterized. Bases 1 to 1299 code for a protein of 432 amino acids. Gene Ontology annotation, molecular function: RNA polymerase II cis-regulatory region sequence-specific DNA binding; DNA-binding transcription factor activity, RNA polymerase II-specific; zinc ion binding. Gene Ontology annotation, biological process: regulation of transcription by RNA polymerase II; DNA-templated transcription. The record is from RefSeq and is a predicted model, not a curated record. NCBI's taxonomy places the organism in Eukaryota, Fungi, Ascomycota, Dothideomycetes, Pleosporales, Pleosporaceae. The transcript is spliced from 2 exons. Gene Ontology annotation, cellular component: chromatin.
AUGCCAUGUGUGCGUUGUCGCGAUGGUGGCGCGGUGUGCACGUAUAAGCGGUUGGACGGCGUAUCUGCAGGUGCUACUGCAUCUGUCGGAAGCAGCCAAGAUGGUACUGAGACCAGUACCGACCGACAGCGCGUGGGCAUCUCCAUUGACUUCCUCCUCAACUUCACGAAUCCCUCGGGUUACCGCCCGUCCGCUGCGAUCGCCGCUGAGGCUGCUGAGCUCGAUGGUGCAGAUGGCGAGACGCACGUACAGCCACACGAUGCAGAUCAAGACAUGACGCACGACCAAUCGUUUUUUGAGUUCGCAGAUUUACCUUCUGUCUUCUUCAGCUUUCCGUUCGUGGUAUCUGGACGAGAAGUCGACUACGCGUCUCCGAUCAUAAGCGAUGGUCUGACUCCUGAACUGGAAGAUGCGUACGCUUUCGAAGUACGCGUGAGGGAGAUGCUACAGCAGCUGUCUGCCAAGCACAGCUCGAUGCUGGAACGUGGUGAUGCAGUUGAUGCAACAUUCGACUAUCAACUGGCCGAAGCCGUCUUUACAGUCGGCAAUGUGCGGCACUUUGUUCGGGCUUUCUUCCGUUACUUCCACUACUCGUUUCCUAUUCUGCACAAGCCGACUUUUGAUAUACAGACGGUGUCCUUCCCGCUUCUACUCGCGCUCGUUUUGUUCGGGUCGCUGCCCACUCUGGAGUCUGAUACCUCCAUCGGCGUACGAAGGUUCUCACACGUUGCGGAGGCAUACGUUUUCGAUCAACUGGUGUUACAGCAGACAUCCCAAGCUGAUCACUCGGCGUGGGUCGACGAUGAGCAUCUCCAGUUGUUACAAGCAGGUCUAUUGUUCUUGGUUUUUCUAAACAACAGUAACGACAUCGUCACAAGACGGCGAAUCCGCCUCCAGCGCAUUCCAUCGCUUGUCGCUGCUGUGCGAGCCUCAGGCUUGUUUGCGCACAAACAGCGUCACAUUAUCCCCAGUCAGAACGGACACGACUGGCAGGCACUGCUAUCUAUCGUCAUGACAUCUAGAAUGAACUUCCUCGCUUCUAUGAACAUAGAGCCGAUGCUUCGCGCCACCGACCGAUGGAAGGCGCUCUGGGAUGUAGUAAGCCGAGAUAGCGAAGGAAAGGGCUUGCCUGAUCUGGGGUUCGAGAAGCACGCUGCGGAGUACUGGUGGCUUACCAAGACCAUUCUGAGGGUCUCGAGGUUGGGAGGUAGGAGUUGUCGUUACAUGCAACCUGCACCUUGUGACUCGACGCAGGACUUGCAUGAUUUUGUGAGGAGGUAUAAGGAUUUUGUUGUAUAA